Molecule: messenger RNA, 937 nt
Organism: Oppiella nova
Lineage: Eukaryota; Metazoa; Arthropoda; Arachnida; Sarcoptiformes; Oppiidae
Source: the annotation of a GenBank genome assembly
CUAGCACAAUUUGUAUUUUUGUAAUUGUUUUCAACAGUUGUGUAGAUAAAAAUGUCGGAGAAAAUGGUAACAUUAGUGUCGAGUUCGGGUAGUUUUGGUGGUAAACAAGAGGUUUGGAGCCAUGAAAGCAAAGAACUGAAGUGUAAAAUGAAUUUCUCGGUAUAUAUCCCACCGAAAGUGAAAGAUAAUUCCGGAAUCAAAGUACCGGUGCUUUACUGGCUAUCAGGGCUUACGUGUACCGAACAAAACUUCAUUAUCAAGUCUGGGUUUCAGAGAUAUGCCUCAGAGGAGGGUAUUAUAGUGGUCGGUCCCGAUACCAGCCCUCGUGGCGUCAACAUUGAGGGCGAGGACGACGACUAUGACUUCGGAAGCGGCGCCGGAUUUUACGUGGACUCCACUCAAGACAAAUGGAAAACUCAUUAUCGGAUGUACUCUUAUGUGACCAAAGAGUUGCCCAAAAUUAUCGACGAAAACUUUCCCGUUAUAAAGGGUUGUCAAUCGAUUUUUGGUCACAGUAUGGGAGGACAUGGCUCACUCAUCUGUGCCCUUAAGAAUCCAGGUUUCUAUAAGAGUGUGUCUGUAUUCUCACCCAUUUCUAACCCGGUUGUUGGAAAGUGGGGUCAAAAAUGUUUGACUGGAUAUUUGGGUAAUAAUAAGAAGGAUUGGGAGGAAUGGGACGCAACGCUGUUGGUUAAGAAGUAUAAGGGACCGGCACUUAAUCUGAUUGUAGAGCAGGGUGCUGAAGAUCCCUACUUAGCCGAUGAGCUCUACGUCCAGAACUUCAUCGAUGCCUGCGUUGGCGCUAAUGUUGCCGUCGAUUAUCGUCUACACGAAGGCUAUGACCACUCGUUUUACUUUGUGUCCACAUUCCUCGGGCAGCAUAUCAAACACCAUGCUAACAUUUUAUAUAGCACUGUUUACUAAAUGAAAUUAGCAC